Molecule: messenger RNA, 4071 nt
Organism: Closterium sp. NIES-65
Lineage: Eukaryota; Viridiplantae; Streptophyta; Zygnematophyceae; Desmidiales; Closteriaceae
Source: the annotation of a GenBank genome assembly
AUGUCACCGACAGCGUCGGAAGUGACGUGGGUGGUGGAGGUGACCAAGUACAAGGACGUCAGCAAGGAUGCGCUCUCCGUCGCCAUGGCGGAUCUCGAAACUGAGGUGUCGCGGGGAAACGGACCUAUCACUAUCCUUCUCGUCCACGUCAUGACUGAGGUUCCUUGUUCCCAUGCCACCUCCGCGUGUCUAGCACUACUUCACCGCCUCUGCGCGCGUGUUGCGGCCCUUUCAUCCCAAAUCGACCUCCCAUUCUCCCUCGCCCUGGUAACCCCUUCCCCCCUUAUUCCCCCCACACCCCUCCUUUCCUCUCCCGCCUCGUCGGCGGCGUGCAUGGCGGCAGGCGGAAUGGACCUGCCGGCGAGCGAGGUGGAUCCGAAGACCGCGCUGGAGCACGGCCGCCGCCUCGUCGAGGUCAUGCUGCGCCCGCUGCUCGCGCACGCCAAAACCAAAAAGGUGCACUGCAACGCGUCCAUUGAGCGCAACGACCGCCGCGAGCUGGGGCUCUGCGCUGCUGCGCGCCGAGCCAAGGCGCAGCGCGUCUACGUGGGCCUCCGCAAGAAGCUGCUGGGGUGGUCGUCAUCAGCAUCAGCGCACUACGAGGCGGGCCUGCCGCCGUCAUGUCUGCUCGUGGUGGUGCAGGGCGCCAAGCAGCACCAGUCCCUGCCGGGCUCGGGGGGAGAAGCGCCCUUCUUCGUCGUCUCCCCCAACGCCUUCAUCUUCUGUCGCUACAACGCUCCCACCGCCCCCGCCUCCGCCGCCCCCGCCUCCGCCGGCCCGCUGUCAGGCUCCGCCACGCCCGACUCAGAGCACCUCUCCGCGCAGCACCCCAAUCCGCACCUCUCCGCGCAGCACCCCAAUCCGCACCUCAACGCGCCCUCGCUCCACGCGCCUGGGGCGCUCGCCAUGGCCGUGGCAGCAGGCGUGGGCACGAGAGCAGGCGCGGCGGGGGGCGCAGGGCACCAAGCGUCGCCGUCGCUGUCGCACGUGGAGGGCGCGCACGCGCUGCUGUCGCCGCAGCACGCGCGCUCGUCCAGCGCGCGCUUCUCCCCCGCGCAGGUCGCGCUGAAUUCCGCCUCGCCUGCAGGGCCGGGCGCCGUGCGGGUAGCAUGGUCGCAGGGCGCGUCGCCCAUGGUGCCGCGCGGGGGCGUGGGAGGGGCGGGGCUGGGGCCGGGGAUGGGAGCAGGGGCAGGCGGAGGCGCCAGGUUAGCAGGGACGGGCAGCCACAGCGGCGGCUUCCCUGCGGUUGCCUUGGUGGGUGCAGGGGGCGCUGCAGCGGGCGCGUGUGAUGCGCCGCCACCCCUGUGCGCGGGGGAGUGCCGGGGAGGUGGGGCGUGUGUGGGGAACGGGGGGAAGGCGGUGGGCGUAGGGGCGGAGCAGCUGCGGCCGGGGGUGAUUUACUCGUCUGUGGAGGGCAGCAGUGAGGCGCCGGGCAGGCUGGGCAGCAGCAGCGGCAGCACGGCGUUCCCAGGGGAGCUCAACGCCUCCGCGCUCUCCUCUCUGCAGGUGCUCCCCCUCUCCCCGCUAUCAGCUCCUUCUCUGCUUACGUGCACUCCUCUCCAUCCCAUGCUGUGUGGCCGCAGCAUGCCCCUGGGCGUCUUGUUCCUCGAUGCUGCCGCCGCUCUCCCCUCACAUCAAUCCCGCCCUGCUCACCUGCGCUUCCCCCCUGGCUCCGCGCCCCUCAACUCUCCCGCUCUUUCUUCUCUUUUCCGUGGGAAUGUGGCAUGUGGUGAGGAGCGGCUGGCGAGUCUGAGGGCCAUGAUGCCGGUGGACGCGUCCACGGGGCACACGUCACUCGCCGCCUCCGCCCUCUCCUCCAUGGAGGUCCCCACCCUCUCUGCUGACUACUGCCCCCCUGGUGUCGCAGCAGCAGCCAUUGCGGAGACUCUCGCCAUGCACCACCACCACCACGCGCACCACCACCACGCGCACCACCACUCACUGCUGCCCUCGCCCGCCCCGCCCCACCUGUCAUCCGCCUCCCCCAUGGACGAGAACGACUACCACCGCAGCCUUUCCGACGCCGCCCGCCACAAGCCGGGCCUGCCGCCCACACGCGUGACGGGCAGGGACGCAGCGGGCGGCGUGGUGGGCAAGGGGGGGCUGCGGGAGGCAGUGCGGUCGAGCAGCGCCAGCGCCAUGCCGCUGGACGCCGCUGCUGCCGCCGCCGCCGCUGCCGCGCUCGCCUUCUCCACGGCGUCCCCCGCGUCCACCGGCCGCCUCACCCCGCCCCUCCACGCCGGCCGCGACAGCCCCGGCGGGCGUCGCGUGGCCUUCUGCGUGGCGCCGCACGGCGCUGCUGCUGCGGGCCGGCAAGGGGGUGAGGGGGGCGCGCACAUGGGGAAGGCCGGGGCGGGCAGGGAGAUGGAGGGCAACGGCGGUGCAGGUGGGGGCGGGGGCGGGGGCGGGGGUGGGGGCGGGGGGGGCAUGCGGUCGCUGCUGGCGGACGAGCUGGCGCUGCUGGAUGAGGAGGAGGAGGCCACUGGGGGCGGGGAGGAGCGGUGGGAGGGCAAAUCCGUGAGCAGCAAUAGAGCAGCAGAGGCGGGUGCGGACGCACGUGGCAAUGACAACAAGUCAGAGCGCUUCCUCUCACAGCAGCUGCGCGCGCUGCAGCUCAGUGGCCCGCAGACCAUGCUCUCCGCCGACUCACCCGCCUCCGCACUGCUGCCCGCAGAUGCAGCACAGGCGGGGGCGGCAGGGGCGGAGGCAGGGAGGAUGGUGGUGGAGAUGGAGCCGCCAGGGCAGGUGGGGGGCGCGCCCAGCAACCGCUUCUCCUCGCGCUUCUCCUCCUCCCGCCCCGCCGCCUCCGCCGCCGUCUCCUCACUGCUGCCGCCCGUCGCGGGCGGCUUCAGCACGGGCGGCGGGAGCAGUGCACAGAACGCCGGGGCGCACAGCAUGGGGCAGAUCGACCUGCGCGGGCUGGGGGCGGGCGGCGACGGGUUCGACUGCCGGCUCUUCACACCCAAGCAGCUGGAGAAGGCAACUCGCGGGUACGCGCGGGAGAACCUGCUGGGGCGCGGGUCGUUUGGGUACGUGUUCAAGGGCGAGAUGCUGGGGUGCAAGGUGGCGGUGAAGCGGCUGGAGGGGCAGGGGUGGCAGGGGCCGGACGAGUUCCGCAUGGAGGUGGAGGUGCUGUCGCGCAUGCGCCACCCCAACAUCGUGCUGCUCAUGGGCUGCUGCGUCGAGGAAAUGGCCCUCAUCUACGAGUUCCUUUCGGGCGGCACGCUACAGGACAAGCUCGGCCCGCCAAAGACGCCCGACGCCGUGCCUCUGUCGUGGGUGGACCGGCUGAGAAUCUUCUCGGAGAUCUCGUCAGCGCUGCUGUACCUGCACCAGAACGAGCCGCCCAUCGUGCACCGCGACUUAAAGCCCGACAACAUCCUGCUGGACGGGCACAUGAUGAGCAAGAUCGGGGACGUGGGGCUGGCGCGCCUGCUGUGCGCCGAUGACGUCAUGACCAUGAAGGUGCGCGGCACGGCGGGAUACAUCGACCCCGAGGAGGUGGAGACGUGUGAGAUCAGCGUGCUCUCUGACAUCUACGCGCUGGGGCUCAUCCUGCUGCAGCUGCUCACGGGGCAGCGCAGCGUCAAGGCCGUUCACCGCAUGCUCGCCGACUGCACCGCCCGCCCCGCCAGGCCCGGGCAGCACCGGGCGGCGGCGGGUGCGGAGAUGGUGCUGCGGUACCUGGACACGGCGGCGGGCGACUGGCGGCUGGACCUGGCGGAGCAGGUGGCGGCGCUGGCGCUGCGCUGCGCUGAGCGGCGGAGGGAGAACCGGCCGGACCUGGCGGAGGAGAUCCACCCCACGCUCGUGCGCGUGGCGGCCGAGGCCAGCGCGGAGGAGCGCCGGCGCAAGAAGCGUAUCGACUCGCAAUUCAUCUGCCCCAUCUCCAAGGAGAUAAUGAAGGACCCGGUGGUGGCGGCGGACGGCUUCACGUACGAGCGGCAGCACAUCACCACGUGGAUGGGCUCCUCCUCGCUCUCCCCCGCCACGGGGCAGCCCCUGCCGCACACGUGCCUGACGCCCAACAACGUUCUCAAGAACCUCAUCGCCUCGCACAAGUUCCACUGA